Molecule: messenger RNA, 1825 nt
Organism: Truncatella angustata
Lineage: Eukaryota; Fungi; Ascomycota; Sordariomycetes; Amphisphaeriales; Sporocadaceae
Product: Clr5 domain-containing protein
Exons: 2
Coding region: 234-1688 (484 amino acids)
Molecular function (GO): protein binding
Source: RefSeq, a predicted model, not a curated record
GGGUUGCAUCGAAGAGUCUAAACUUGGCCGCUGUCAUCUGGCGAGUCCUAAGAUAAAGCCUCUCAGCUUCUCCCCAAGACCCAUGUCGUGUCGCCAAGUCGAUAAAUAUGCACGCGCCAAAUCUCCCUGACAUCAAAUACCAACAGCCAUUUCCCAGAGCUCCCGAAAUGACCUUCAAAGAACAAAAUCACACAACUUGAUAGUUAUCGUAUGAUUACAAUUAUUGAAUCACAAUGGCCAGCACUGCUUCUCAACGGCGAUGGGCUACACCGCAAGAGUGGGAUUCGUACAGGGGGACGAUCACAAGGCUGUAUUGGGACCAGGGCCGACCUUUGAAAGAUGUGGGAGAGAUCAUGAGACGCGAGUAUGGAUUUAAUGCCACUGAGAAGAUGUACAAGACUCGAGUAAAGAAAUGGGGCCUGACUAAAUAUGUCAAGGUUGGCAAAGCCAAUGAGCCUCGCGGGGAAGUGGAAAUAGGCGACAUCUCAGUACCAGUCAUACGCAGUCGCGUCACAGCAAAAAGGAGGUCAGAGGGGGAUUGGAGCCACAAACAAUUUCAAUCGCUUACGGAGUUUGAACCAUCGUUGCGAUCCAUAGUCCUACUACGUGGUUCGCAAGGACUUAAUCCUUCGCCAUUAGCCACACAGGUUGAAUCUCCGUGGCAGUUCAAAUGCGUUGAGAGUUGCUUGACAGCAGUUCUGGACUAUAGCCAAAGUAGAUUCCAGACCAAGCAAUGGGAUCCUACGAUUGACCUAUUCCGAACUGAUCAUUCCGCCACGUGGGGAAAUCAAGUUUCCAUGGGUCAUGCAAUGAUCAAGAAUGGAAAGAUGAAGGAAGGCUUUCGUAUGAUCGACAUCUGUCUUAAAAACUACAAGUCAGUUAUCCAGCGGGAACACCCACUUAUACUUAUCGAGACGUAUACAACACUCAUGUAUCUGUCAGUACACCGGCUGGAUCUUGCCGAAUCCAUCCUUCGAUAUCUCGCAGGUCUAUGUCGUGCGUAUUUGGGUCCUGCGCACCCGUUCUCUCGUCUUUGGACAAACCUGAUCUCUCUUGGGAUGGAGCGGCUUCGUCAAGCCGCAGCGGUAAUCAUCAAGUCACAGCUGACCUUGCUGGCAACCUAUUUCAAGCCCGAUGCUGAAUUCCUACUCAACCAGCGAGUCGAUACAGCUCGACAAGCGCAUUGUUUUGGGGGGCUUUCUAUCGAAGAGGCGGAGGAAGAUAUUGCGAAUGCAAUUGAUCUAAAACAGAAAAAAGGCAUGCCUGACACUCUUACUUAUGUAUGCUGGGCGAAGGAAAUGCUUGCGUUCGUUUACAAACACAACAAAAGAUAUUCGGAAGCCGCCUCUAUUUUAGAUGAAGUGGGCAAGCAUAUCGGCUCUGGAGAAGUUGACGACUUUGAGAUCAAUGAGUAUUACAGUAUUAAAUGUCAAAUUGCAACAGAAAUCGGCACUUCUCAAGAAUACACCGCUCUACUCAGGGAAAAACUCGACUGGGCUGCAUCGGCAGUUGGCACCAGUCAUCAUUGGACAAUGACAGCCGUCACAUUGCUCGAUGCGGAAUAUGGCAAACACAACGAUGCUGCUGCUUCUGCCAAGCUACAUGAAGAGUUCAAUUUCGAGUCGAACUGGGACAUUAUCUGUGAGAAAGUGGACAGCAAAAUCCAGACGAUAGAGGAGCAGUCCUAGAGAAUCACAAUCGAUACAUGUGGCGCUGUCGUAUGCCGUCAAUUCUCGCUCAUUGUCUGUUCUUAUUGAUACAGGUGAUGGGUAUGAGUGUUGCAAAUACAUGAACAAAUAAAAUGGUGUGGGCAUUUCUGAGUAAU